Syzygium oleosum is the source of this 2532-nucleotide messenger RNA. RefSeq names its product peptidyl-prolyl cis-trans isomerase CYP63. NCBI's taxonomy places the organism in Eukaryota, Viridiplantae, Streptophyta, Magnoliopsida, Myrtales, Myrtaceae. The record is from RefSeq and is a predicted model, not a curated record. The coding region runs from base 180 to 2180 and encodes 666 amino acids. Gene Ontology annotation, molecular function: peptidyl-prolyl cis-trans isomerase activity. The transcript has 14 exons. Gene Ontology annotation, biological process: protein peptidyl-prolyl isomerization; protein folding.
CACACGUGAGAGCGUGCCGGAUGCCACCCUAGACUCUCUCCCUCUCUCUCAGAGGCAAACCGAGCUCUCUAUUUCGGAACUGGAAGUGAGAUUCUGCAGCCGCUCCCUCCUCUUCUCCCUUUCUCUCUCGCUCAGAAGUUCCAAGUUCUGAACUUGAAGCAUUUUUGAAGUCGUGGGACAUGACUAAGAGAAAGAACCCUCUCGUCUUCUUAGAUGUGUCUAUUGAUGGGGAUCCUGUGGAGAGAAUUGUUAUCGAGCUCUUUGCUGACACUGUUCCCAGGACGGCAGAAAAUUUCCGAUCACUCUGUACAGGAGAGAAAGGAGCGGGGAAAACUACUGGCAAGCCUCUGCACUACAAAGGAUCGUACUUUCAUCGAAUUAUUAAAGGGUUCAUGGCUCAAGGUGGUGAUUUUUCAAAUGGAAAUGGCACUGGUGGAGAAAGUAUAUAUGGGGGGAAGUUUGCUGAUGAGAAUUUCAAACUAGCACAUGAUGGACCUGGUCUUCUCUCUAUGGCAAAUGGUGGGCCAAAUACCAAUGGGUCCCAGUUCUUCAUACUAUUCAAGCGCCAACCUCACCUUGAUGGGAAGCAUGUUGUAUUUGGGAAGGUUACAAGGGGAAUGGAAGUUGUGAAGAAACUUGAACAGGUAGGAAGUGCUGAUGGAAAACCCCUCCAACCAGUGAAAAUUGUGGAUUGCGGCGAGACUUCUGAAAGAAGAAUUCAAGAUGCUGCUGUGGAGGAAAAAAGUAAAUCUGCAACACUAGAAGCGAGAAAGAAACGAUCUGCAAGAGAUUCCUCCUCUGAAUCCCAAGGAAGAAGACGACAGAGAAAAUCCCACAAGGAGAGAACAAGGAAACGGAGGAGAUACUCUUCAUCUGAUUCAUACAGCUCUGAGAGCUCUGACAGCGAUUCUGAAUCUUAUUCCUCAGACACAGAGUCGGAAUCCGAAUCGCAUUCUGAGUCAUCGGUAUCUGAUUCAAGCUCGAGUGACGGAAGGCGCAGGAAAAGGAGGUCAGCAAAAAGAGAAAAACUUCGUCGGCAAAGAGGGAAGGAUAGUCGUGGGGAACGAAAGAGUGCCGGAUAUGACAAACGAUCAAGGCGCAAAUCCAAACGGAGUUCAGAUAGUUCAAGUGAUUCAGAAAGUGAAAGUUCUAGCGGUAGGAAGGGUAGAGAUGACAAGAAGAAAUCUUCUCGACGUGACUCUGCUCGAAAUAUUAGCAAUUCAAAAGAUGCCGAAGCAAAUUCUCCUGAAAAUUUAGAACCACCAAGGAAUCGUGAAAUCAAGAAAGUUGAGGACAAUUCGUCACAUGAAGAAGGUGAAUUUUCGCCAAAGAAUGAUGUUCAGCAUAAUGGGCAUGGUACUGAUGCAAUAUUUGGUAAAUAUGAUGAUCAACGUCCCCGUUCAGAUGGUUCAAAGAAGUCCAGCGGAAGCAUGAGGGACAGCCCCAAAAGGUUGGCCAACAACCUCCCUGAGGGAAGUCCAUCGAGCAGUCCUGUGCGUAAAGCCUCUGAACCUUCUUCCUCUAUUCGUGCCCGCAAUCCAUCGAGAAGCCCUCCGCCAGAUGGUAAUUCGAAGCGCAUUAGAAAGGGCCGUGGCUUCACAGAACGUUUCUCCUAUGCCCGUCGAUAUCGUACCCCAUCUCCAGAAGAUUCAACUUAUAGGCCCAACCAUUAUGGUAGAAGAAACUUUAAUGACAGGAGGAAUGAUAGGUAUUCAAAUUACAGAAGUUAUUCUAAGCGCUCACCACAGAGAAGAUAUAGAAGCCCCCCAAGAGGCAGGAGCCCUCCAAGAUACCAACGAAAAAGAAGUCGAAGCAGGAGUAGAUCUCGCAGCCCGGGUGGUAAUAAAGGCCGCUACCGGGGUCGGGACCAGAGCAGGAGCAGGAGUCGGAGCAGGAGUCGGAGCCCAAUGCGUGGUUCCAGUCCAGCGGAUAAGCGAUUGCCACUGAGCGAGAGGUUGAAAUCGCGACUUGGGACCAGAGUCGAUGAGCAUUCUCCACGCAGAAGAAGCUCCUCCUCAAGAAGCCACGAUUCCUCGGGAUCUAGAUCCCCUGAUGCAGUGCCAGACAAGCGCGAGGGCAAAGCUGCCCCUGUAUCUCCUGUAAGGUCUCGAUCCAGCUCCCCUUCUGGGAGGGGGUUGGUCUCCUAUGGCGACGCCAGUCCUGAUUCUGGGAUCAACUAAAGGGUUCUCCACUUUUUGCCAUCAUCACUCUCGGCAGAGAGAUUUGAUGAUCUGUGGAGUACCUGCACCCAACGUGUUGAGUCCGGUGGACUCGCAUGAUGUCUGCAACUGUUGGAAUGAACCGAGAGUGGCUGGGGCUGGCCUCACUCGUUCAAUAUUAUGUACUUGGUAAAUGAAAACUUAACGAACAUAGCUGCUUGAUUUUUAGGAAGCCAUCUUUCUGAGAAUUUCCUGAAACUAUGGCCCUCUCAUUUGCAUCUUAUAAAACUUCAGUAGACUUGGAUUGCUGCUGGUGAUUUGGGUAUGUUCCAAUUUGCCAUGACUGAAUGGAUUUUAUCUACUUCUAGGGUAA